This is a messenger RNA of Amphiprion ocellaris (clown anemonefish), 4966 nucleotides long. Its product is annotated as neprilysin. NCBI's taxonomy places the organism in Eukaryota, Metazoa, Chordata, Actinopteri, Pomacentridae. Gene Ontology annotation, molecular function: metalloendopeptidase activity. The coding region runs from base 441 to 2753 and encodes 770 amino acids. Gene Ontology annotation, cellular component: plasma membrane. The transcript has 23 exons. Gene Ontology annotation, biological process: amyloid-beta clearance; protein processing. The record is from RefSeq and is a predicted model, not a curated record.
AAGUGCUGCUGACAGGGUCACUUCUAAACGCCGCCCUGACGGAGGAGACAGCGUCUCUGCGGACGGGGAACUUCAGGAUUCUACUUCACCGCCUCACUGCAUGUCACCGGCUCUAUAAAUAUGGGAUCUCCCGAUCACGCACUUGACCAAUUGCGCCGCGCAGGACUCUGAUGGAUCAUCUGAAUUCAGCGAUCCUCUCCGGGUAGAUGUGGUACAGUAGUUGUAGAGACGGGUCUGUGCGUGAGUGUUUGCGUGUGUGCGUGCGUGUGUGCGUUUGUGUGUGAAUGUGCACUCCUAGAAUAGAAAGGAAGAAGGAGAGGCGGGAUCGGUUUUGUGCCUUGUUUGAAAUCCGGGGUGAAGCAAAUAGAUCGUCUGUGACAGAUUGAUCAGCACUUCGCGCUCCCUCUGUGGAUUUGCUGGAUGUUUGAUCAGUGGAUGUGAUGCCCAUAUAUAUCAUCGACCGAAAAUUUCCCGACAUAUCUGGUGAGUUGAUACAGGCGGUAGCUGAAGGAGGAGAUCCGAGAAUGACAGAGACCAACACCCCCAAAUCGGUUAAGAAGCCCCGCUGGACCUCCCUGGAGAUCGGCCUCAUUACUAUCGUCUCGUUGCUCUUCAUCGUCAUCGUUGCCCUCAUCAUCCUCUUUGCCACACAGAAGACUGAUGAAAUCUGCACCACAGCAGACUGCACGCAGUCAGCGUCUCGUCUCAUUGAGAACAUGGAUGCCAGCGUGGACCCCUGUGACAACUUCUACCAGUAUGCCUGUGGCGGUUGGCUUAAAAAGAACAUUAUCCCAGAGACCAGCUUUAGAUACAGCACCUUUGACAUCUUACGAGACGAACUGGAGGUCAUCCUCAAAGGUGUCCUUGAGAAAACAGUGGAGGGGGAAGCUGCUGCUCUCACCAAGGCAAAGACCCUUUACAAGUCCUGCACCAAUGAAAGUUUAAUCGAGCUCAGAGGAGGGACUCCGCUGCUCGACAUGCUGCCUGAUGUGUUCGAGUGGCCCAUAGCUGUGGACAACUGGGAGACCACCUACGGGAGAACGUGGAGGUUGGAGGACGUCAUUGCCAAGCUGAAUGAGAAAUACGGGACUCAACUCUUGGUAAACUUUUUCGUCGGCACCGAUGACAGGGACUCCAACUCGCAUAUCAUUCAUUUUGACCAGCAGACCAGCCUCGGCCUCUUGUCCAGAGAUUACUACGCCUGCAAUGGUCCCUAUGCAGAGGCGUGUCGAGCCUACGAGCAGUUCAUGAUCGACCUGGCCAAGCUGAUCCGCACAGACCGGGGCCUGGCCAUCAAUGAAACCCGCAUGAGAGAGGAGAUGACACGAGUUAUGGACUUGGAGAGGGACAUUGCCAACGCUACCGAUACUCCAGAGGAUCGUAACAACCCAGUGUUGCUUUACAACAAGAUGGAACUAGGGGACCUGAACGCCAACUUCACCCUUGAGGUUGAGUCGCAGAUAUUUGACUGGAGUUACUUCACGGCUAAGAUAAUGGGCACAGUCAACAUCAGCAUUCCUGACACAGAGAAGGUCAUAAACUACUCCCCCAACUAUUACAGAAGACUCAACCUCGUCUUGUCCAAAUACACAAAGAGGGAUCUGCAGAACUACAUGGUGUGGCGUUUUGCUAUGAACAUGGUGGUGGGCCUGAGCAGAGCUUACAGAGACACCAGGAAAGCCUUCCGCAAGGCUCUGUCUGGUGCAACGUCAGAGGCAGCAGUGUGGCGACAGUGUGCACUUUACGUCAACAGCAACAUGGACAAUGCUGUGGGACGACUGUACGUGCAGGAGGCCUUCUCCGAAAAGAGUAAAGAACUGAUGGAGGAGAUGAUUAAAGACAUUCGGGAGGUGUUCAUUAGUAACCUUGAUGACCUGACCUGGAUGGAUGCAGAGACCAAGAAAGCAGCUGAGGAGAAGGCCCGAGCUAUUCGGGAACGGAUCGGCUAUUCUGACAACAUCAUGGAUGACAAAUACCUUAACAAUGAGUACAAAGACCUGACCUACAGUGCAGAGGAGUACUUUGAAAACAUCCUACAGAACCUGGAGUACGUGCAGAAGAAACGCCUGCGGAAACUCAGAGUCAAAGUCAACAAAGAGGAGUGGGUAACUGGAGCUGCUGUUGUCAACGCCUUCUACUCGUCCAGCAAAAACCAAAUAGUGUUCCCUGCAGGUAUCCUUCAGCCCCCUUUCUUCAGCAAGGGCCAGACUAAAUCUCUCAACUACGGUGGCAUCGGCAUGGUUAUUGGUCACGAGAUCACACAUGGCUUUGAUGACAAUGGCCGUAACUAUGAUAAGGAUGGUGACCUGAAGGACUGGUGGACAUCAGACUCCACUCGGAGGUUCCUGGAGCUGUCAAAGUGCAUUGUGGAUCAGUAUGGCAACUUCUCCUGGGACCUGGCUAGUGGACUACAUUUAAAUGGUAACAACACCCUCGGGGAGAACAUUGCUGACAAUGGAGGGAUUCGGCAGGCAUAUCAGGCCUAUAAGAACUAUGUGAAGCAGCACGGAGAGGAGCCACCACUGCCUGGCAUCGACCUUUCCCAUGAUCAACUCUUCUUCUUGAACUUUGCUCAGGUGUGGUGUGGAACGUACCGACCAGAGCAAGCUGUUAAUUCCAUUAAAGUAGACGUACACAGUCCAGGGAAAUUCAGGGUACUGGGCUCCCUUCAGAAUUUCCCAGAAUUUGCCAAAGCGUUCAGCUGCAACAAAAGCAGCUCCAUGGUCCCCGACAACAUCUGUCGUGUGUGGUGAUCCACAGACCUCUGGGAUGGGUUUGUCCCCCUUACAGUACCUCUCCCCUCUGACUGUCGGAGCACUCAUGGAGGGGCUACGAGGAAGUGGAAGCUUCCUUUAGCUCUUUACUGGAUGGACCAUGGCUGUUGGAUUGACACUGCAGUGUGCACUUCAUCCAAGGACAGCAGCAGACUGUACCCUCAAGGACAGACGGAGCACUGUCUCUCCAACUCUGAUACUGUAGUUCAUUCAAUCAGCCUGAUCAUUCUCUUAUUCACUGGAUACAAUCACUCCCUGUGUUUUUAUCUUUCGCUCAGUGUUCAUCUUGUUUUACUCACCAUUUUCAGCUCCGCCGAUGUGUAUUUUGUGAGUGCUUAUGUGAGUGUGUUUCAGUCAAUAUACGGUACGAGUAGUUGGCAAGAGAGGGGAAGACAUAAAUGUGCUCAACCCACUGGCAUAUGAAUACACCACACACCCACUCACACUCAUAUACAUGUAACAGGGCUGAACCAGUGUGCUGUAUGUGGGACUGAGCUGUAUGACUCUCAGAAAAACCUCAGCUGGUUCCAGCCUUCAUCUACAUGCUGACACACUCUACAAUGUAUGUACUCUUUGUUUAUACAUAAAGCCAAAUUAGGUAAAUUAUUGCAGAAAAUCUGAAUUUAUUUUGAUGAAUAGACCAGUAAGUAUUUAACCGUGAUCACAUAUUACACAGUACUGUUCUAUAUUUAAUGGUAAUAACGUUACUGCAGUUGACAGGUGGCUGCUGUUCAUUAGCAGAAUGAAGAUAAUAAACCAAAAUUAAUUUUUUUGCCUUUAAGAUGACAACUGGUCAUGACUCACUGAGAUGACAAUCGACCAACACCAGACCCUUUUCAUAAGUUCCCUUAAUGGAUGUACAUCUCUGUGUGUAUUUUCCAGUCUUUCUAAGUCAUUUAUUAUCACUGCCUGCCAUUUGUCAAGCGAAUUGGUAUGCCUUACAGUUGUGCUACUGUGUGUGAGUGUGUACGUGUAUUCGUGGAAGAACAAAGGAUAAAGAAAUGCAGUUUGACUUUUCAUACACACUUGUUCGCUCUCUUGUUGAGAAUUUAGAUGAGAAAAUCGACUCCACUCUCAUGUCUGUAUGCUGUAGUCAACUGCCAAUUAGUUUAGCUUAGCAUGAAGAGUAAUAACAGUUCCCCUGGCUCUGCUGAAAGGAGAAAAAAUAUGACCCAAUAAUUACAACAUAACAUCUUGUAUGCUUAAUCAGCUCAAAAACUAAAGUGUAAAAAACAACAAGUUAUGGUUUUACAUUGUGUUAUGAACAAGAAGUAGCAUAAAGUCCCAAAAAGUUACCGCCUGGAGCAGUGACCUCAGUCUCCACUAGUUGCCUGGCAACCCAACAAUGACAUGAAAAAGGACUUUGAGUAUAUACAUUUCUAUUUUUAUAUGGACUAAACAAACAUGUAUUACAGUCAGCUAUAGUUAAGUGAAGCUAGCCAUUCUCCUGGACGUAACUUUAUUUUGUAGUGAUGUGACAGUGGAAUUGAUCCUCUCCGCUCUUGGAAAGAUAGCGAAGAAGUAUGUUUCUUUAAAUGUUCAGCUAUUCCUUCAAGAAAAGGGAUCUCAGUUUAGUCAUAUGAAGAUAUUACCAAUCUUUUUUAAUGAUUUUUUUCACACAAAAAGCAAAUGUUAACUGGUAAUUUUCACAAUUAACUGUUCAAAGGAAUGUUUUUUCCUAAAUAUUUUAAACUCCACACCAUAACGAACUUUUAAGUUCAGAAGUGCAUGCAUUUUUCUGAAUGCAGAAGAUUGUAUCAAGUCAGUAAAUCCCAAUUCCCCAUUUGAUAUGACUUUUCUAUGUUCAAAGGUAACAAAGGGUGUGAUACACGGUUGUCAAUUGCGGAAAUUUUUGGCUUUGCCUUUUUCUAUAGAAAUUAUAGUGCAAUGAAUGAUGCACCGUGAUCAUUCAGACCACUUCUGCAGACUGAAUACAACACCCUCCAUGUCCAGUUUUGGUAUAUUGUUUCCAGUUAUUUUGUUUCCUUCAUUAUUUGUCCAAGCUUUCUGUUACUGCUCACUCCCUCAGGCUUUUCUUUCUUUCUGUCUCUCUCUCUCUCUCUCUCUCUCACUCCACUUGUAGAAAGACAGAUAUACCUCAGUUGCCUGUAUUUAGAUACUUUAUAAUAAUGACUGAUAAUCAUCUUGAGGAGCAUUUUGUUUUCUUUCAAAAUAAAUCUUUAAAUAACUCA